AUGGUUGCUUCGAAUAAGCAAGGCUUAGCGCCUAGUCAGCCAACUGGCUCUGGACUUGACGAAGCCAAUGAUCAUGUAAAUGAAACCACGGCCCUCUUAGGCCCUAAAACAGCCACCCAAGAUGUCGAUGAAGACGAGAGCGACGAUGAAAAACCUCUUCCAAAGCUCCAGAUUCUACUGCUUUGCUACGCCCGAGCGAUCGAGCCUCUGGCCUUUUUCUCCAUCUUCCCCUACGUAAGCCAGAUGGUCCAGGAUAACGGAAAUGUCAUCGACUCGGAUAUUGGAUUCUACAGUGGACUCAUUGAGUCAUUAUUCUCUCUCACGCAGGCUCUUGUGAUGAUAUAUUGGGGUCGCGCUGCCGAUCGCAUCGGGCGGAAGCCAGUCCUUGUCUACUCCUUGGUCGGCGUGACUUUGGCGACUGGCCUUUUCGGAAUGGCAAAGACCAUCCCACAGAUGAUCAUAUUCAGGUGCAUUGCUGGUGUAUUUGCCGGGACUAUCGUUACUAUUCGCACAAUGGUGGCUGAACACAGCACGCCUAAGACCCAAGCACGGGCCUUCAGUUGGUUCGCUUUCAGUGGCAAUUUGGGUCUCUUCUUCGGACCUCUGAUGGGCGGUGCUCUUGCCAACCCGGCAAGCCAAUAUCCAAGUCUUUUCGGGGGCAUCGCUUUCUUCGAAAAGUACCCCUAUGCACUCUCGAGUCUGGUGGUUGCAACGGUGGGGGCCACUGCCGCCUUGUCUACUGCCUUUUUCGUCGAGGAAACACUGAAGAAGCAGCCAACUGCAGACGGCGAUGGUGAAGGAGCUGACACUCCAAAGCCACGUGAUGAUCUCUCCACUUGGGACCUUUUGAAGUCACCAGGUGUGAGUAUGGUCAUCUACACGUAUGGUCACCUCAUGGUGCUCGCCUUUGCUUACACUGCGAUCAUUCCCGUGUUUUGGUUCACACCGGUCCGUCUCGGUGGAUACGGCUUCACGCCCUUGCAGAUUUCAUUGAUGAUGGGCCUGAACGGCGCCGCACAAGCGAUAUGGCUGCUUCUGGUCUUCCCUCCGCUACAGCGGAAGAUCGGUACGAAUGGUGUAAUCCGUUUAUGCGCUUCUGCUUACCCGGCAUUCUUCAUGCUGUGCCCGAUUGGCAAUGUUCUCCUCCGACGUGGGACAGAAGCUGCUAUUAAUGCCUUUUGGGUCUUUGUUCCAUUGACGCUGGCCAUUGGCUGUGGAGUCAGCAUGAGUUUCACGGCCAUUCAGCUCGCUUUGAAUGAUAUUGCCCCUUCGCCAAGAGUCCUCGGUACACUGAACGCGCUGGCUUUGACAGGUAUAAGUGGAUUGAGGGCCUUCAACCCUGCCCUCUUCACUACUCUCUUCGCGAUCGGGGCGAGGACACAGCUGGCGGGAGGCUAUGCUAUUUGGAUACUUCUAGUUCUACUCUCUUCCAGCUUAUCCUUUGCAGUCAGGUACCUCCCAGCACCCAAGGAGGCUCGCAAACGCAGCAGCCAAAACGCGUAG
Penicillium salamii is the source of this 1503-nucleotide messenger RNA. The record is from the annotation of a GenBank genome assembly. Lineage: Eukaryota; Fungi; Ascomycota; Eurotiomycetes; Eurotiales; Aspergillaceae.